This is a messenger RNA of Cladophialophora yegresii CBS 114405, 921 nucleotides long. RefSeq names its product SHO1 osmosensor. Lineage: Eukaryota; Fungi; Ascomycota; Eurotiomycetes; Chaetothyriales; Herpotrichiellaceae. The transcript is spliced from 4 exons. Gene Ontology annotation, molecular function: protein binding. The record is from RefSeq and is a predicted model, not a curated record. The coding region runs from base 1 to 921 and encodes 306 amino acids.
AUGCCCCCAUACGGAUCACUGCAUUCACCCUCGCUGAAGAAGAACAAUAUGCUGGAAGCACGAAGAGGAGGUCGAGUCGACUUCGGCUACAUUGUUGGAGACCCUUUCGCGUUGGCCACAAUCUCAAUUGCACUGCUAGCUUGGUUGAUUGCAUUCGUUUCCUCAAUCAUUGCCGAUAUCCAGGAUCCCUUUCCCAAAUAUGCCUGGUGGACUGUUGCCUACAUGCUCUGCUGCAUUAUCGGCAUCACCAUUGUGUUCGCGACAAACUCGACCCAGACCUACAGCAUUGCGAUUGUUGGAUACCUCGCUGCUGGGUUGGUUAUGACAACGUCUGCGGUCAACUCCCUUGUUUAUCAACCAGAGGGCGCCAUGGAGGCUGCAGCGGCAGGCCACAUCUUGCUCUCCAUAGUUGCGAUUGUUUGGAUCUUCUAUUUUGGCUCGACUCCGGCAGCGGCCCACCGCGAAUUCAUCGACCAAUUCGCUCUGCACAAAGAAGCGCGCCAGUCAUUCCGCGGUGCGCCGCAGAAUAUGACCAAUGUCUACGAUCGCCCGCAAACCACUCCGUCUACUCAACCGCCUCAGAUGUACACCUCUGCCCAGUUGAGCGGCUUUGAGACAUCCUCUCCUGUUUCAGGCUACCCUGGCGGGCCUGCAGGAGCGGCGGGUCGGACCUCCUCACAACCCAUUCCAAACACGAGCAGCACAACCGUACCACCACCGGAAGUCGCCCCACCUACCGAAUAUCCCUACCGCGCCAAAGCCAUUUACAGCUACGAGGCCAAUCCGGAUGACGCGAAUGAGAUCAGCUUCAGCAAACAUGAAGUUCUCGAAGUGUCUGAUGUAAGCGGCCGCUGGUGGCAGGCCAAGAAAGAAAACGGUGAAACAGGGAUUGCGCCCAGCAAUUAUCUGAUCCUGUUAUGA